This is a messenger RNA of Microthlaspi erraticum, 201 nucleotides long. The record is from the annotation of a GenBank genome assembly. NCBI's taxonomy places the organism in Eukaryota, Viridiplantae, Streptophyta, Magnoliopsida, Brassicales, Brassicaceae.
AUGCAGCAAAAGAUCUUGAUAAGAGUGACUAUGACCGAUGACAAAACCCGAGCAAAAGCAAUGAACAAAGCCGUUCAGUUUACAGGUAUGUCAGCCGUUGAAAUAAAAGGCGAUCACAGGAACCAGAUAGAGGUAACCGGUACCGAAGUUGACAUGAUCGGCCUCACCAAAAAACUUAGGAGGAAAGUAGCGUUUGCAUAG